CAUGUGAAAUUGAAGGUUUAUAGUAAGUAAGGAGCGUUUAUAACAUUCAAUAUGACCCCCACCCCCUCAUACUACAACCCAUAUAUACCUCUACGAUCACGACUUCAAUAUUCACCUAUCAUGGACUAUUCUCCGCUGCCGGACUUUAGAGAACCUUUAUCUACACCACCUAAACUCUCACUCUUUUCCUUACCUUCUAAACCAUCUACGCUUCCGGAUGGCCCUACUCCGCCACCCAACAUGGUGGCCAAUGUCCCAUUUCUAUGGGAGGAAGCUCCCGGAAAACCAAGAAAAACUUAUGUCACCACCACCGGUAGUACUAGUGCUAUUGAUGAUGAUCCAACAAAGUCUAAAGUUGUCCGUUCGUUAGACCUUCCUCCGCGACUCACAGCCACCACCGCGAGUCCUGCUAAUUACAAGAGUGGUGAAAAAUUGGUGAACAAUGUUAGAAUUCAGAUUGUACCAUCUCCGACGUCCACUGUGCUGAGCAAACAACCUUAUGAAGUGAACAAUGUUAGAAUACAAAUCGUACCAUCUCCGACCACUGUCCUGAGCGGACCGUAUGAAGGUCAUUUGUACCCUUCAAACACGCUGGGAACGUCGGUUAAUAGCAGUAAUGAUAGUGAUAAUAAUAAGAGUAUUAAAGGGAAGAUGAGGAUGCCGUUGAGGAAGUUAAUGAGGAAAGAAAAAUCAGCAAUAGUGAAGUUUGGUUCAUGGAGGUGGCAAAGUUUCCGGGACAGUACUGAUCAUGGUGGAAAAGUGGAUAGAUCGCCUUCGUCAGGGAGGUUUUGCUCAUGGAGGUGGGAUAGUUUUGCAGAUACGUUCGGUGGCAGUAGCGGAUCUUUGGGCUCUUCAUUUCGGGACCUUCACAAGUCUGUUGAUUCGAAUGGAAAAAUAACAAGGAAAAAUAGCUUCCCUUUCGCUAAGGGCACCACUUCUGGCCGAUUCUUGGCAAGCAUGUUUGGGACUCUUAAACAAGCGAUGCCAUGGAGAUCGCGAAGACAAGAGUGAAUAAGUUCUAUACUAAAUCGUGAUCAUGAUACGGUUACCAUUAUGAGUUAUUUGUGAUGGAUACAUACAUAUCAGCAGGUUGAAUUAUAUAUAUGUUUGUUAUAUGUUGUAAUAGCUAUAAUUUUUAAACAUGUAGGGAGACUUAUUUUCGGUUUGUAAAUCUCUGCUAAUUGCUAUAUAUAAUCAAGUUUGUAAAAGUACAUUUCAAAUAUUAUAUAUAACCUCUCUCUCUGAUGCAA
Erigeron canadensis is the source of this 1250-nucleotide messenger RNA. RefSeq lists its product as uncharacterized. The transcript is spliced from 4 exons. NCBI's taxonomy places the organism in Eukaryota, Viridiplantae, Streptophyta, Magnoliopsida, Asterales, Asteraceae. The record is from RefSeq and is a predicted model, not a curated record. Bases 52 to 1011 code for a protein of 319 amino acids.